CCCAAUAAAGAUGAAACCAGACCGGUCUGGUCGGGUCCGAUCCGUUCGGAAUGGGACAGCGAGGGAAGGGGUCGGCGAUCCGCCACUGUCUCCGCUCGCCGUCGCCCGUCUGCCAUUACCGGCGGCCAGGCCCAGCGCCUUCGAAGCUUGCAGCCGACCGAAUAUUCUGAUAUCGGUGGAUUCAUGGAGAUAGAAUCAGAUUGUCGUCUGUCUACUCAUUUUCCUGUCACCCACAAGUCGAUAUCCCUGGAUAUCAAGGGAAAUAAGACAGACAUAGUAAUCUGCAAGUAUGAUGAUAAUUUUCUGGUGAUGGUGACUCAGAUAGGAUGCAUGGGAACUAUAUUGCAUGCCAGUAGCUGCGGCUCAUCCUGGUCAUUGUUGCUGCCCAUUGGUCUUAAGGACCGCUCCCUGGAAACCUUGAAAGAUGUGAUUUCUGCUGUCGUUGAAAAUCGCCUAUGGUAAAUGUGCUUAUGAAAAUAACUCAUGUUGGCUGCGGCAAGAACACAGAGUAGCACACAUGCAACUUCAAAUUCCUUUUUUAACUUGUUGGGUUCAGCAUUCCUAUUUUGCACGGGACAUGGUUGUUGUUCUGAGAGGGAAUGAGCUGCAUUGGCAUGUUUGUACCAUGUAUUCGUAUUCACCUUUGCAGCACUCUUCUGCAGUUUGUUAGAAUAGCAAGCAGAGCAGGUGAAUUCACUGUAAAAGGUCAAGAUAUUAAACUGGAGCUGAUUUACCUGGUAUCUACAAACUAUUUUAAUUCUUGUAUAGACUUGUUGGGAUA
Molecule: messenger RNA, 781 nt
Organism: Elaeis guineensis (African oil palm)
Lineage: Eukaryota; Viridiplantae; Streptophyta; Magnoliopsida; Arecales; Arecaceae
Biological process (GO): proteasome assembly
Source: RefSeq, a predicted model, not a curated record